AUGGAAAAGAAGGUAAUAUGUCAAGAUAUCUUUUGGUCAUGUGAUGGUACAUCGUUUGUUUCUGUGCAUAAUGAUUUUGGCAUCAGACAAUAUUUAGUGCCGGAGGAAAGUAAUACGGACAAGCUAAACAGAAACCUCCUUCUACCAUUUACAAGGUUUUUUAGAAACCAGUCUAUUGUUUCAUGUGCAAUAGACCCGUUUUACACGCUUUAUAACGAGAAUUCCGACAGGUUAGCUGGUGACAGAAUCGUGGUUGGAGGAAAAAACUUCCCUCUACAACUAUACUCUUUGAUGGACGGGCAGUGUAUCCUCAGCUAUGACACGAUGAACAAAAUAAAUGGAGAAUACGAAACUGUAUACAGUGUGAAAAUCGAUGUUGAGUCUCGUGUAUACACUGGCUCAUGCCGUAACAAAGUGGCGAUAUACGACAAGAGCAGACGAGAUGCCGUGUGGAUGAACCAGAGUACCAAAAAAGCAAGCAAGGGAAGACAAAGCAUUAUAUCUUGCUUUGAAGAGCAACCAAUGGGAGGGCAAGCUCUCUCAAGAGGAUCUCUAUUGUGUGGCAGUUAUGCGAAUGAAAUGUUUCAGGUAGACUGCCGUCAUCAACGACUAGAGAGACUGAACUACACCCGCACAGUUGCAGGUGGGAUUGUACAAAUCCUUACAAGCGAUAACGGGCGUUACGUGUACGUUGUCAGACGCAACAGUGACGCGAUUAGUAUUUACGAUCGGCGAAACCUGCAGCACGAGCUUAACGUAUUGCGCCUACCGUUUCGGAUCCACCACAACUCUGCAAAGUUGAAGGCAUAUAUAGAUACGGCUUACGGACUAAGUAUGGGGACGCCGCAGGGAACAAUAUUGAACUGGGGUCGAGACCUUGUGGAAUUUGGAGGUGUUCCCUCACACAAUAGUGUUGAAGACCCACUAAUCACGUCUAUCCCGCCAGAGUCAGAGUGGCGCACUAACCUUGAUUCUACUAUUCCUGCCACGGUAGUGAAGAAUUGUCCUGGGGAUCCCGAACUGUUCGCCCUAUCUCAUGGGGGCACAAUUUCAUUAUGCAGGUUCGGCGGCUAA
Molecule: messenger RNA, 1074 nt
Organism: Saccharomyces cerevisiae S288C
Lineage: Eukaryota; Fungi; Ascomycota; Saccharomycetes; Saccharomycetales; Saccharomycetaceae
Gene: SWT21
Product: Swt21p
Exons: 1
Coding region: 1-1074 (357 amino acids)
Cellular component (GO): nucleus
Source: RefSeq, marked reviewed